This is a messenger RNA of Spinacia oleracea (spinach), 807 nucleotides long. RefSeq lists its product as uncharacterized. Lineage: Eukaryota; Viridiplantae; Streptophyta; Magnoliopsida; Caryophyllales; Amaranthaceae. The coding region runs from base 1 to 807 and encodes 268 amino acids. The record is from RefSeq and is a predicted model, not a curated record. The transcript is spliced from 2 exons.
AUGGGAUCUCCAUCAAAACCACCAGAUGAUUUAAUCAUGCAUGAUCCAAAAACGUCACCAGAGCAAUCUCAGGAGGAUAAUCAGCCAAAAAGCUUUCGUGAGGCAAUAGCGUCGUCAUCACAAUGGUUUAGGGAGGCUAGGAAAAUAAUUGCAACAUCUCUUGACUGGGAGGACAAAGAGGAGGUGCCACCAGAGGAUAGUCUGGUAGUUAAGUUUGAUAAAUUUACGUUAUCUAAGCUUAGACAACCAUGGAGGAUGAUUUUAAUGGGAAAGUGUAUGGGAAUCCAGGUAAAAGCGAGUUAUAUGGAAACCAGAGUAAAAGCGAUGUGGAGAGUCAAGGGAUUACUUGAGGUAAUUGAUAUUGGAAAGCAAGUUUUCUUGUUCAAAUUUACCCAACCAGAUGAUUAUGAGAGGGCGUUGUUUGGAGGACCAUGGCCAUCUGUUAAUAGUUUUGACUGCAUGUUGGUGUGGAUUCGUAUAGAAGAAUUGCCGGUGGAAUACUAUGAUAAAGAUGCACUGUUCGAGAUUGCUAAACUAGUUGGUAAGCCAAUUAGAGUUGAUUACGCAACGGAUAAGAUCACUAGAGCAAAGUUUGCCAGAGUUUGUGUCGAAACAGAUUUGCUUAAUCCGUUAAUUACGCGGGUUUGGGUAGGGGGACAAUGGCAGCAGAUCGUGUAUGAAAACAUUACGUCUCUUUUCAAGUGUGGAAGAAUAGGGCACGUAACUGAAAUGUGUGAUAUAGUGGGUGAUCACAACAUGGAUAAGGGAUAUAAUCAUGGUGACCCAAAUAAAAAAGAUGGACUGUAA